UCAAUGAUCUUCGAACAAGUCCGACCGGUCCACAGCUCUCUCUCCUUGCCGGACGGAAACGGCCGUCACACUGAAAUUCGUAUAUAAUCCUUUUCUCCCCUAAUGCCGCCUCCCGUUCUCGUUCCGCCCCCUCGUCGUGCUCGUUGUCUCCCGCCCUAGGCUUUGCACGAACGAUGUGGGCGCUCAAGCCGCGCGUUCCCGCCCUCCGCGCUCUGCACCCUGCCCUAGUCGCGUCUGCGCGCGUCCGGUUCUACACCAUCGUCACAGACGCACCCAUACCCAAGAAAACAAAAGUCUGGUCGUCAGCGGAUGAGGCGGUCAAGGAUGUCAAGAGCGGCGACGUCGUCCUUAGCGGAGGUUUCGGUCUCGGUGGCAUUCCAGAGACCCUCAUAGAGGCUCUCUCGCGCCGACCGGAGGUUCAGAACAUCACCGCGGUCUCCAACAACGCUGGUGCGAAGGAUCUUGGUCUUAUAAGGUUGGUUCAGACAGGUCAGUUGAAGAAGUUGAUGAUCUCGUAUCUCGGCGGAAACAAGCUUCUUGAAAACAAAUACCUCAUGGGAGAGAUCGCGUUGGAGUUGGCACCUCAGGGCACGCUCGUUGCCCGACUCAAGGCACAUGCGUCUGGAUAUCCUGCCGUCAUCACCCCGACUGGUGCAUCAACUGCAGUUGAGACUGGUGAUAUCCCGAUUCAGUACAAUGCGGGCGGCAUGAAGAAUGGCGUCAAAAUUCCCGGUAACAAGAAGCAGACCAUAGUUUUUGAUGGACGGAAAUACGUCAUUGAGCCCGCAAUCAUCGGUGACGUCGCAUUCGUCCACGCGUGGAAGGCAGACGAGGUUGGCAACUUGGUGUUCAGGUAUGCUUCGAACAACUAUAAUGCGGUCAUGGCUCGUAACGCUAAGCUCACAAUCGUCGAGGCCGAGCACAUCGUUCCCGUCGGCAGCCUUUCCCCGAAUGCCAUCCACAUUCCUAGCGUUUACGUCGACAGGAUUGUGCAGGCGACCGAGCCCAAGACCAUCGAGGUGGUGGCGCUCGCUAAGAGCAAGGAAGAGCAGGUCGCCAACAAGCCAGGCGCAGCGGACAAGGCGGCUCACGACUGGCGUCACCGCAUUGCUAAGCGCGCGGCGAAGGAGAUCCAGGAUGGCUUCUACGUCAAUCUCGGCGUUGGUAUCCCGACCUUGGUUCCUGAGCAUCUUGCUCCCGGUGUUACGGUUUGGGUUGAGAGUGAGAACGGUAUUCUCGGCAUGGGUCCCUACCCGACGGCCGAGCAGGUCGAUCCCGAUAUCAUUAACGCUGGCAAGGAAACCACUACGCUGCUUCCGGGUGCUUCUUGCUUCGAUUCUACCGAGUCUUUCGACAUGAUUCGUGGUGGCCACAUGGAUGUUACAUGCUUGGGUGCUAUGCAAGUAUCGCAGGCCGGUGACAUUGCUAACUUCAUGAUCCCGGGCAAGCUCGUGAAGGGUAUUGGCGGUGCCAUGGAUUUGGUGGCCAACCCGGACAAGACCAAAGUUAUUGCGACGAUGCAGCACUGCUCGAAAGAUGGCGUGCCGAAGAUUGUCAAGGAGUGCUCGCUGCCCAUUACGGGUGCACGGGCUGUCAGCAUGAUCGUCACGGAUUUGGCAGUGUUCGACGUGGACCGCAAAGCUGGAGGACUCACGUUAAUUGACUUGGCGGAGGGCGUUACGCUUGAGGAGGUGAAGGCAAAGACCGCUUGCGACUUCAAGGUUGCGGAAAAUCUCGGCCAUAUGUAAUAUAGUCCCUGUACUCUAAUCAUCUUCUCUGUAAUUCGGGGGUAUCACUGCAUUUCGAUUCGGUGGGCAAGCUGAAAGC
Messenger RNA from Laetiporus sulphureus 93-53, 1827 nucleotides. Its product is annotated as 3-oxoacid CoA-transferase. The transcript has 11 exons. The record is from RefSeq and is a predicted model, not a curated record. Gene Ontology annotation, biological process: ketone body catabolic process. Bases 174 to 1748 code for a protein of 524 amino acids. NCBI's taxonomy places the organism in Eukaryota, Fungi, Basidiomycota, Agaricomycetes, Polyporales, Laetiporaceae. Gene Ontology annotation, molecular function: succinyl-CoA:3-oxo-acid CoA-transferase activity.